AGGGAACCCCCAAGAGCAUUUUUGCUCAUACACCUCGUGGUUCACCCCCUUCUCUCUCUCUCUCUCCAAACCCUAACUCGAUCCCUCUCCGAUCCCCCACAACCCUAAAUCCCACCUCACCCCAUAUCCCCAUCUUCAAACCCACCAUGCACAGACCUUGAUUCCCCUCCCCAUUUCUCUCCCAAACCCCAAAACCAAAAAGGGGGGUUCUUCCCUAAUUUGAGACCAUGUAUAGAGAACGCGGAGGUGGGUCGUCGAAAACCGAGCUCGUCGGUGGGCCUCUGGACCGCAAGCGCAUCAACGAUGCCCUGGACAAGCACCUAGAGAAGUCCUCCCCUUCCACAUCCCGAGCUAAGGACAAAGAGCGUCUCUCUCUCCCGUCCACAUCCGCCGGAAAGUCUCAGCUCGAUCACCGCGCCGCCGCCGCCGCUGCGGCCUCCCUCGCCAAGAACAAGUGCUCUGAUGAGGAAUCUGAGACAGACAGCGAAGAAUCAGAUGUCAGCGGUUCCGAUGGAGAUGACACAUCUUGGAUUUCAUGGUUCUGUAAUUUGCGAGGAAACGAAUUUUUUUGUGAAGUCGAUGAUGAAUACAUUCAAGAUGAUUUUAAUCUCUGUGGUUUGAGCAGUCAAGUUCCAUAUUAUGACUAUGCUCUUGAUUUGAUUCUAGAUGUCGAAUCUUCUCACGGUGAUAUGUUCACUGAAGAGCAGAAUGAGUUGGUUGAAUCAGCAGCGGAAAUGCUAUAUGGUCUUAUUCAUGUUAGAUACAUAUUGACAAGCAAAGGAAUGUCUGCAAUGUUGGAGAAAUACAAAAACUAUGACUUUGGAAGAUGUCCAAGAGUUUACUGCUGUGGACAACCCUGCCUUCCGGUUGGUCAAUCUGACAUUCCUCGUUCAAGCACUGUAAAAAUAUACUGCCCCAAAUGCGAAGAUAUAUAUUACCCUCGAUCCAAGUACCAAGGCAAUAUUGAUGGAGCUUAUUUCGGCACCACAUUUCCACACCUAUUCUUGAUGACGUAUGGACACCUUAAACCACAGAAGGCCUCACAGAGUUAUGUUCCAAGAGUUUUUGGCUUCAAGCUCCACAAACCAUAGGCAUGCUGCAAACUGUGAAACUUGUGAUGAGAUCUUCCAUUGACCAUCCUUGGUCCUGAUCUUGCUUCAUGCCUCCAUUGAUUAAGGCAUGGAUGUAAGAACUAAGAAGUGAGGUAGCUGCUGUAGCUCCUAAUGUACGAAGAGUGAUCUACCAUUGAAAAUGUUUAACGAGCAAAUUGCCCUAUUAGAGGGCAAACCUGUCUUUGAAUUUAAUCGUGAAAUUUACAGAGCACUUGUAAGAUUAUUUCUUUUGGUUGAUUGAGAU
Molecule: messenger RNA, 1356 nt
Organism: Fragaria vesca subsp. vesca
Lineage: Eukaryota; Viridiplantae; Streptophyta; Magnoliopsida; Rosales; Rosaceae
Product: putative casein kinase II subunit beta-4-like
Exons: 5
Coding region: 228-1091 (287 amino acids)
Cellular component (GO): cytoplasm; protein kinase CK2 complex
Molecular function (GO): protein kinase regulator activity
Source: RefSeq, a predicted model, not a curated record